Messenger RNA from Tetrahymena thermophila SB210, 495 nucleotides. RefSeq lists its product as hypothetical. Lineage: Eukaryota; Ciliophora; Oligohymenophorea; Hymenostomatida; Tetrahymenidae. The transcript has a single exon. The record is from RefSeq and is a predicted model, not a curated record.
AUGAGUUCUCAAAAUCUAGAAAUCUUUGAGGAAUAAACUUUGAAAAUGAAGAUCGAUGAGUCGCUAUAAUAACACUAAGAGCUGAACGACGAAGAAAUUCUCAACAGAUACUAAAAGGUUGUGAAAUCUAAUAGUAUCAAGACGAUUCUUUAUCACUUUAUUGAUUUUAUGAAAUCAAGCGGAGAUGACAUCAUCAUUGAAGCUCUAAGCAAAACUAAAGAUAAAUCAAUCUCCCAAAUACGUAAAGAGUUCUCCUCAUUCAUAAAACAAAAGAAACUAAACCAAUAGACUUUCCUCGCUUUAUAUAAUAGUUCAAGAUUUAGUGCUCAUCUUGAAUAUUAUCUUAAUUAUUACUCAAUUGACGUUAUUAUACUAAAUAACAUGAAAUAUUACGAAAGUCACAUUCUUUGCCUAGUCUUUUUCUAAAGAUGUUUUGCAAACAAAGAAUUAAUUAAUUUUAUCAAAACCUAUAAAAAAAAUAAUAAUCAAUUCUGA